Messenger RNA from Moneuplotes crassus, 1648 nucleotides. The record is from the annotation of a GenBank genome assembly. Lineage: Eukaryota; Ciliophora; Spirotrichea; Euplotida; Euplotidae.
UACAAAUUUCCCCGACAAAUAAUGGCGUACAAAAUGAAUGACUAUGAUUUUGAUACCAAACAGCAAAUGCAUAGUAUUUUAGACAGUGGAAUGAAUAAGCUCAGACAGUCUUUUGAUAGAAGCAGUAAUGCUAGCCAGUCUAUGGCAUCCUCAAGACAAAGUCCUUCCCUCAGGAAAAAGAGCCAAAUUAGACAAGUCUUGGAUGACAUGAAGUCUAAUGCCUCUUCAUCAAUUGCAAAUUACAAUGACGAUACUCAAUAUGGAUUCUAUAAUAUGCCUUCGCAGAACACGAAUCCUAAGAAUGAGACCUCUAUGUUAUCAAAUAUUGACUUUCCCGCAGAAUCGCCAAUGAAGAAGGAAAUAAAAUCUAAAAGAAUGAAGAUGCAGAGUGAACUUGACCUCCUCCAGAGAAAGAUCCAAGGGCUUGAAGAAAGAUUUGCUUCCAACGUCAAAGAUUCAGGCAUUAAGCAAAAAGAGCAGUCCAGCCAGCAAUGAUUUACCUUCCAUAAUACCGACACUAAAGAAAACAGAAGUCUCAAUGAAAUGGAGAAGGAAGAACUAGAGGAUUUGAAGAAAAAGACUUCUCCUCUUAGAAUAAAGAAACAGAAGCAGGUAGAAUAUGAUAAUAUUAUGAACCAGAAUAGUAACUACAGUAAUGCCAGGAACAGCUACAACUCUUUGAUGAAGAAUCAUGCAGGCAACCCAAGUUAUUUCAUGAAUGAUAAUAUGAAUGAGAACAUGAACUAUUCCCAGACUCAAAACAUUUUGAAGGGGAGCCAACAGAGUAGAUAUGAUAUGAAUGAAUCUCACAGAAAUGAGAGCCAUUAUAUCAAAGAACCUCCUAUCCUUGACUCAAGAAUGAGCCAAGAUGAAUUAUAUAUGGAAAGCGUCCAGGAGAACAAAACUCUUAAGAAGAGUAGCAGAAAUGCUAAAAAUAGAGCUAUUGUCAGUUCACUUUUGAGCAACUCUUAUGACAACGCCAAGAGGCCGUCCAAGAAAAAGGCGACUAAUACUCACAGAAAGGAGUUUACUAAUAGCAUGAACCCAACCAAGAACAGUUUUAGGAAAGAUCAAUCAAACCAGCGAGCUAUUUCUACAAGAAGUGUCAAGUAUAAACCAAGUAUCCUCAAAUCAAGCAGGCUAAGUGAGUCUCGAUCGGAAAGAUCCUUCAGUCAUCACGACAGGAGUAUGUCACUAAGUCUUCGAAACGAGAAAUCUGCCUUCAAAGACACGUUGAAAAAGAUAAGAUUUGAGGACAAAUACAAGGAUGCAUAUGCCAAAAUGGAGGAUUACAAGGGAAAAUAUAUCAAGCAGAGAAAGGCCAAUAUUGAACUCAAGAAGAAAGUCGAAAAAUUAGAGAAAGAAGUGGAGAAAUAAGGACAAAUAUCAGAAAAAGAACAAAGAAAUCAAGAAGGAAUAUAAUAACCUCAUUGACGCCUUUGAUAAAAGUGAAGAGAUUCGGAAAGGCCAGAAAGAGCUUAUAGCUGCUUUGAGAGCAGAAAUAUCAAAAUUAAGAAAGAAAGGAGAUAAAGAGUUCUCCAGUAGACCUAAAACACUUAGAACUAAGAGAACGAAGAGUACAACUAGGAAGAAGUCUAAGAAACCACGCAAAUCAACAAGAACAUAAUUGUCAAUAUUAAAAUUAAAA